Messenger RNA from Olea europaea var. sylvestris, 432 nucleotides. RefSeq lists its product as uncharacterized. Lineage: Eukaryota; Viridiplantae; Streptophyta; Magnoliopsida; Lamiales; Oleaceae. The record is from RefSeq and is a predicted model, not a curated record. The transcript has a single exon. The coding region runs from base 1 to 432 and encodes 143 amino acids.
AUGUCUCGUGCAAACCAGAACAAUUUGAUAAGGGAUCUCCUACAAGCAGUUCAAGAUCUUGGCAGGCUGAAUCAGAAAACACCACCAGCUCCUAUUACUCUCCCGACUCAUGCCUUGGUGGUUGAGUUAUUUCAAAGGCAUAAGCCCCCUACCUUCGAUGGAGCACCUGGUCCACGAGUAAUUGAAGGAUGGCUUCGUAAGUUAGAACGAAUUUUUCGACUCAUAAACUGCACCGACGCCCAAAAGGUUCAGUGUGCAGAGUUUAUGUUUAUUGGUGAUGAAAGUUACUGGUGGGAUUCAAUGUCUCAAACUAGAAUCCCGGAGCAGCAAUUGGCAUUAACAUGGGAACAAUUUAAAGAGGAAGUAAUGGACAAGAAUUUUCCUCAGUCUCUAAGAGAUUUCAAGGAAAGUGAAUUCCUUCAGCUCAAAUAG